Messenger RNA from Exophiala oligosperma, 2105 nucleotides. RefSeq lists its product as uncharacterized. The coding region runs from base 461 to 1246 and encodes 261 amino acids. Gene Ontology annotation, biological process: protein phosphorylation. Gene Ontology annotation, molecular function: protein kinase activity; ATP binding. The transcript has a single exon. Lineage: Eukaryota; Fungi; Ascomycota; Eurotiomycetes; Chaetothyriales; Herpotrichiellaceae. The record is from RefSeq and is a predicted model, not a curated record.
CAUUACUCGACAAGAGUAGCAAAUGAAGGUCCACACCUCCAUAGAUGGAACCUAGUAUCCUGGGAAUCGGAAUGGAAAAUCCCUCCCGACAGUUACCUCUGGAGACAAGACCAGAGUCCGGCCCGGGACUUUACUUUUAAUUCAUAUACACAAAACGAUCAGAUCGUCUUCACCAAACGAGCAGUACCUGGUAUUCUUUUCGGGCCUACAUUCAACCGGCACGGCAAGAUGCCCACGCAUAUCACCAUAAGUGCUAUUUUCUUUACAAGUAAGUCUUGGCGCGCAACAUGUUACGAUAUGCUUUUUUGAACUUGACUUGCACGCCUGAGACAGACAAACAAGCCGAUUUGUGGCUUCAGAAAGCCCGCCAGCACUCCGCCCGUUGUAAAUCGUUUCACCUCCAUUUCACACCGGUUAUCGUCUAUAGCUACUGUCCUUUCCAGGAACUGUUCCAUAAGCAAUGACGUUUUUGCACCUGGACGGGACUCUCGUGAGCGAAGACAUUCUUGGUAUGGGAGGCUCGGGCUUGGUCAUUCGUGAGGGAACAUUUGCAGUCAAAAUACCACGACUCUGGCGAGGUGUCGAUGUACCUGACAAUGGGAGACUCACGCCUGAGGCGGAGGCUUUCGAUAUGCGCCAAUUCAGAAUCGAUCAGAUGAAGCGAGAGAAGUCGAUUCUACAGAGACUAGGAGACUGCGAGGGAGUUGUUCCUUGUUUUGAUCUGGAAUCCUCCGGAGUUUCGAUUCGCAUGAGGCACAUGGAGAACGGCGAUCUUCGCGACUACCUAAGAAGCCAAAAGCCGAAUCGACAGAUCCGACUCCGAUGGUUGAGAAGUAUGGCACAUACACUCUCUGAUAUCCACCGCCGACGUGUCAUUGUCGCCGACCUACGUUCGGAUAAUUUCUUGAUCGACAAGGGCAUGUCCAUCUACUUGGCCGAUUUAGGAGAAUCCUGCAUGAUGCCAUUGGAUUGGGACAUGAAGGAUUCCAAUGCGGACGGAGAGUCCGCCGCUACUGACAUUGGGCAAUUCGGCGCAGUCAUGUUUGAAGUUAUAACCGGCCAACGGUGUAAAUUCGACCUCAUGCAAGACUGGAAGUCAAGUGGAGAUCGGUUUUCGUGGCCACGGAGAGAUAGUCUUCCUUCGGUCGACGGGUUAUGGUUGGGCCACAUCAUUGAGGCUUGCUGGACCCAGGGCACUUUUUCAUCCGCCGAUGAUCUAGCGACGGCGCUCGAGCAGGCCUGUUGAAACAGAGGUCUUCCUAUGCUGACUGAAGGAAAAGUUGCCUUGAAACGAAAAUGAUUCACACCAAUUCGAUCUGCUCUCCUUGACCUGGGCCAAUUGCGCCUCCAGGGCUUCUGAACCUUGAUUGAACAUCGGCCAUCCCUCAAUUGUUGGUUGGAGUAUCCGUUAUUCCACAUGAUUCUUAGAUACCAAGUUCUUGUAUUUCAAGGCUUCGCACCUCGCACCUCGCACCUCCAAGAGGUAGGCACUGGGACGGGGAACGAAAGCACUCCGCUAAAAAGGCCCUCGCCGCACAACAAAGGAGAGGUGGGAGGCCAGGCGGAGCCAGGGAGGCAAGAGAGGCAAGAGAGGCAUGUGGGCAGUUCAAAGCUAAACGAUCCCUGACGCCGUUGUAUCUAUUUCGAAUGGAGUACGCUCACUUUGUUGGACUUGGCUUGGUCAAGAGUGGACUGAACCGGAGGUUGGCGACCAUCGAGGAGGUCUUUCUAGGUAAGAAUGAUUCUAUCCGGUGCGUCGUCUCGUGAAAGCCAUCUUUGAUUGCCCUGAAUAACCUCGUCAUUGGAGAGCUGCGGUGAACGAUGCGAACAACUGUUUGGGAAGAGGUACGGCCAAAAAGAGCUACCAAAGAGGGCGGCUGCACUGAAGUACCAAGAGAUGAGUGCGAACAAGGUGUUGUUCGGUGUGAUAAACGACAACGGCACAUUGAUUCAAAGAAGUUGAUCUUUCACUGUAUCUGCGAAGCACCCUCAGCUAUAAUCAGGGGAGGCCAUUCCAUCAACCCCAUCACCGCUCCCCUCCAAAGGCAGGACGGGAGGCUGGUAUUUCAAUUGUACUUGCCCUUGGGGAAACUUUCCCGUCCCAU